Molecule: messenger RNA, 14879 nt
Organism: Orbicella faveolata
Lineage: Eukaryota; Metazoa; Cnidaria; Anthozoa; Scleractinia; Merulinidae
Product: basement membrane-specific heparan sulfate proteoglycan core protein-like
Biological process (GO): cell-cell adhesion
Cellular component (GO): cell-cell junction; plasma membrane
Molecular function (GO): calcium ion binding; cell adhesion molecule binding
Source: RefSeq, a predicted model, not a curated record
GCACCCAAAGGAGGUCUUAUCAAAACUAUGUCAAUGAUAAAAUCAUCCGAAUAAUAUAGACGCUGUGAACGAUAAAGCUUUUGAUUUUCAAACCAAUCUUGCCCUUUCUUUCACGGCCUGCUUAAAAAACACAGCUCUUACUAGGCCAGGCAUCGGAUUAGACAGAAUUUUAUAGAGAUUUUCGUCUUGGCUAACAAGGUUUGUAAACAUUCUCCGCAUUUUUAAAUGUCUCAAUUUUUUCCUUAUCUAGUUCCCAGAUAGCUUAUCGGUUGACAAGCGGAAUUCGCCCGGGGAAAGCAAAGGAAUUUAUGACAGAGGUAUUCAUUAUGAGUCAGCUAUCCGAGAUGAGAAUCCUCCGGCAAGCAAUAGACCACCAGGAUGUUGCACGCCCGAAUUGCACCUUGGAUUUGACAAUGCAACCGCUGACUUAGUACACGACAAACAUGACGUACGCCGUGCCCAGUCCCGUAUAGCCGACAUUGCCGACGCGCCGUGCAGCAACUUUGCAAACGUGAACGUUGAAGUCGUGCAAUUUAAGAGUGCAAAAUAUGCAAAGGUAACCGAUGCAAUCACCAUUUCCGUUUGGGUUAACUUGCAAACCACCUCUGGCAUUCAACCGAUUCUUCUCAUAAAAGGGCAAACUGGUGAACUUCGAUUUGAGAUUGCUCAAGGUCAUGUGACGUGGUUAUACUUUGAAACGAGUCCGCCACGAGCGACUUUUGCACUGUUAAGCCCAAACCCAGUUGUAGCACCCCAUAUGUGGACACAUAUUGUGGCGCAAUAUGACGCACGCAGAAACCGAGCCUCAGUGUUUAUUAAUGGAAAGGAAAUAUUGCAAGGCGAGUCCAAUGGUGAACGUCUGGAGGUAGCGUGGAGUGAGUUUACUACUAUUGGCAAAUACUCAAUCAACGAGGCGUUGGAGUUUAAACUCUCAGGAUACAUUGACGAGUUUUACAUUUACUAUUGUGCCCUUUCAGAGACUGUUAUUCAAAAACUCCACCAGAUGUGUCAUAUUGAUAGUCAAUGUGCUCCCAUAAGACCAGAUGGCUUUUGUAGCCCAGACGAGCAACCCUAUGCAGUUCAGGAACGCUGUGUGUCGUGCUACUGUAUGGGACGCUCACAAAAUUGCAGCAGUGCAAACUUGUACCGAGACAGGCUUGAAAUACAACUCAAAAAUGAGAGCACCCGUCCCAUUAUGCAUUUGGUUGAUGUGAAUGGAUCUGAUGUGCCCGGUAUUACCUACACUGCUGACCACUUGAACAAUGCGCUUGUGGCACAUAACAUGUCUAAAGGAAACCAGUAUUACUGGACCCUGCCAAAGGAACUUUUAGGAAACAAGCUAUCAAGUUAUGGUGGAAAGCUCCGCUACACUGUCAAGUACCACGGUGGUAACAGGAUAACGGAUCGUUCUGUAAAGAAUCCAUCCAGAUACCUUAGAAGUUUACGUGAAAUACUGAACAGCAGGGGUUUUGUAGCUAAUUAUAACAUUGACAAUGUCCGCGACGAAGAGACAGGUGACAUUGAUGCAUCUGGAAUUGAUGAUCCGUCCUUGGGCGAUUCGGACGAAGUGACUUCUGCUCCCAAUACGCCGUCUACAAAUAGUCGUGUUGUAGAGCUGGCUGCCAGUUCCGCAUCUGUUUCCACAGAAGUUAACAAGGAAAUAUUUGGAUCUAAGGUAGAGUCUGAGCAAACUGCAUUCCAGGUUAAUAACUUUAAACAUUCUAACAAAAGCCCUACAACUCCAAUUCACACUGUGUUCUCCACUAGCAAAAAACCGGGGACACCACACCAGCCGACUGGUAAAGCAAUUUUUACAACUGGAAAGAUCGGUAGUAUGACUACUGCAAGCCCCGACGAAGACAUCGAACUAGUUAUUGAUCAAGAUAAACACACUGGGAGAGUUCCGAGUACAGCUAGUGCCAAACCAGAACACCUAACAACUGCUGCAACGACAGCGACAGCAACGACAACGAUACCAGUUGUGUUUUCCACAGCAAAGGAUGCAUUUACCAACGGCAAGGGUGAUACAACAACUUUCCUGCUAUCUCCAGGCUCGAGUGCUGACGGGCCUACUUCAGAGACAACAUCAACGAUACCAGAUGCGUCCUUUACAGCGCCGGAUGCAUUCACUGACGGUCAAGAUGAAGAAGCCAGAUUUGUGUCUUCUUCAGCCUACAGUACUGAUAGCCCUGAAUCGGUAGCAAUGACAACAAUACCUGAGAGAUCUUCCUUUAUAUGGGAUGAAUCUACUGAUGGUCAAGAUGAAACAAACAUAGCCUACACUACGGACACCCUUAUUUUGAAAACGGUACAGGUGCCAGAUACGUUUCAGCCAACACCGAAUACAUUUACUGACGGCCAAGAUGAGGCAACCACAUUUCAGCCUACCUCAGCCUACAGUACAAUACCAGUUGCAUCAAUGGAUAGUCAAGAUGAAACAACCACUUCUGAGCCCUCUUCUGCCUACAGCACUCAGAAGCCUAUUUCAGACGCAGUAGCAACAAUACCAGAUACGAAUUACGGGACCACCGAUACCGAUGGUCACUACGCCACAACCACUUUCGCGCCUUCUUCAGUUUACACUACUGAAAGGCCUCCAGAAACAGUAACAACAAUACCAGAUUUGUUGUACACUACAAGAGGUACAGCGGCUAAUGCUCAGGAUAAAACGCCCUUUGCUGAGCCUUCUUCAGCCCACGGCACUGACAAGCCUACUUCUGAUCCAGUAUCAACAAUACCAGACACUUUCCCCGCAACAACGGAUUCAGCAACCGAUGGUGAAGAUGAAACAACGAUUACUCAGCCGUCUUCAGCACAACCCACUAAUAGAACUGCUUCAGACGCAGUAACAACAAUACCGGUCACAUACUACACGACAACGGAUACAUCGACCGAUGGUGAAGAUGCGGCAGCCACUUUUGUGCCCUCUUCAGUCUUCAGCACUGACCUCCCUACUUCGGACACGGAGACAACAGUGCCAGACAAAGUUUUUACAACAACAGACACAUCGAUCAUCGUUGGCCGAGAUGAAACAACCACUACUGAGCUUCUUUCGGCCUACCGCACUGAAACAUCAACCUUUCCAACAAGGACAACAAUACCAGAUACAUUGCAUUCAACAACGGAUGCAUUCAUUGACAAUCAAGUUGAAACAACCCCUACUGAGUAUCCUUCAGUCUACAGUAGUGAAAAGCUAACAUCGGAAACGGUGACAACAAUACUAGAUACGUUUCACACGACGAUGGAAGCAUCAACCAAUGAUGAAGAUGAAAAGACCACGUUUUCGCCAUCUCCAGCCUACAGUACUGAGAGGCCUACUUCGGAGUUAGUGACAUCGGUACCAGCUACAUCUUUUCCUGUGAGUUCUUCAACUGAUGGUCGAGAUAAAAUGUCAACUAGUGAGUCUCGAUCAGUCUACAGCACGGACAAGCCAACUAUUCCAACAGGAACAACAAUACCAGAUAUGCCUCGCACAACGAAGGACGCAUUCACUGACGGGCAAGAAGAAACAACCACUGCUGAUCAUUCUUCAGUCUACAGCAGCGAAAAGCUUACUUCGGAAACAUUGACAGCAAUACCUGAAACGUUUCACACGACAACGGAAGCAUCGACCGAUGAUCAAGACGAGAAAACCACCUUUGCGCCAUCUUCAGCCCACAGUACUGAAGGGGCUACUUCGGAGAAAGUGACAUCGGUGUCAGCCUCAUCUUCUCCUGUGAGUUCGUCGACUGAUGGUCGAGAUGACACACCUACUACUGGGCCUCUGCUAGCGUACAGCACACAAACACCAACUUUUCCACCAUGGACAACAAUACCAGGAACGUUUUACACAACAAAAGACGCAUUCACUGACGUACAAGAUGAAACAACCACUGCUGAGCCCUCUUCAGCCUACAGUACUUACGUACCAUUAUCUAGAACAGCGACAACAAUACCAAGCACACACACAAAAACAGACGCAUCGACCGAUGAUCAAGAUGAUAUAACCGCUACAGAGCCUCCGUCAGCCUACAGCACUGACAAGCCUGCUUCAGGAGCAGUAACAACAAAAUCAGCUACGUUGUACACAACAAAGGAUGCAUCGACCGAUGAUCAAGAUGAUACAACCGCUACAGAGCCUCCUUCAGCCUACAGCACUGACAAGCCUGCUUCAGGAGAAGUAACAACAAAAUCAGAAGCGUUGUACACAACAAAGGAUACAUCGACCAAUGAUCAAGAUGAUAUAACCGCUACAGAGCCUCCUUCAGCCUACAGCACUGACAAGCCUGCUUUAGGAGCAGUAACAACAAAAUCAGAUGCGUUGUACACAACAAAGGAUUCAUCGACCGAUGGUGAUGAUGAAAUAACUACUACAGAGCCUCCGUCAGCCUACAGCACUGACAAGCCUGCUUUAGGAGCAGUAACAACAAAAUCAGCUACGUUGUACACAACAAAGGAUACAUCGACCGAUGGUGAUGAUGAAACAACUACUACAGAGCCUCCUUCAGCCUACAGCACUGACAAGCCUGCUUCAGGAGCAGUAACAACAAAAUCAGCUACGUUGUACACAACAACGGAUACAUCGACCGAUGGUGAUCAUGAUGUAACUACUACAGAGCCUUUUCCAUCUUACAGCACUGAAAAGCCUCUUUCUGAAACAAUGACAACAGUGACAUAUGCGUCUUCUGCAGCAACCACCAGUGUGUCUUCGAGGUCGAGAAAAACGGUAACUUCAGAAGCAACUACACCAGAUGUAACAACAACAACUGCGGCUGUUACGCAAACCACAACAACGCCAUCUCCCACACCUGGUCAGGUCAUAGAAGCCGUUCGAUUGGUGGGAAAACAGGGGACCUUGGUAUUUUAUCGUGAAGAACCGCCAAGUACUAAGGGUUAUCAAACAUCAAUGGAGGUCUCUCUCACAGAGGCAAAAUGGCGUUCAUCUAACGGAGAGCCAGCUUCAAGGGACACUUUCAUGAGUGUGUUAUCGGACGUCCAGGCCAUCUAUGUAAGGGCCUCGCAUGGUGAUGGACCCAGUGCCACUUCAUUAAGCAUUAAAGACAUUUCCCUUGACGUGGCAUCCCCACACAACAUAGGCUUUGGAAAGGCCUUGUUAGUGGAACAGUGUGAAUGCCCUGUGGGCUAUAGUGGACUAUCUUGUGAGUACUGUUCCCCAGGCUACACUCGGUCAAGUGAUGGACCUGAUUGUAUAAAGUGCUCGUGCAAUGAACAUUCCAACAUUUGUGACCAGGAGAACGGCACUUGUCUCGACUGCCAUCACAACACCGAGGGUUUACAUUGUGACAGGUGUCAAUCAGGUUACUUUGGAAACGCCUUGGAGGGUACCCCAACUGACUGCCAACCGUGUCCAUGUCCGCUGACCAUACCGCCAAAUCAAUUUAGCCGAACGUGUUUUCUUGAGGAUGACGGUCUUCCAACAUGUGAUGCGUGCCCUGAAGGAUACGCCGGACGAAACUGUGAGCUCUGUUCGGUGAACUUCACUGGAAAUCCCAUGAUACACCAUUCUAAAUGUGAACUAGCGACUGAAGUACCAGUUUCAGGACUAAAAACUUGUGAUUCCCGCGGCAGCUUGAACCUUAAGGCGGACAACGGAGCAGAGAAAUGUUUGUGCAAGCCCAAUGUUGGUGGUGUGAGUUGUGGUACAUGUAAACCAGGAUUUUUCAAUCUCCAAGCUGACAAUCCUCAGGGUUGUACACCAUGUUUCUGUAAUGGAGUUUCUGACAGCUGCCAGAGUGCUCUGCUCAACAGGACACAGAUUCGAUCUACCUUCUCUGUCAAUGAGCUGUUGAAUUUCUCACUUGUCACAUCAGAGCUCAGUCCAGUAAAUUCUUCGGAUCUCUUCGUUAAUCCACUGACCAAAGACCUGACGUUUCAGUCAUUUGUGGUGGAGGACGUUCAAAACAAGAUCUUAUACUGGAAGUUGCCACAAGAAUACACUGGAAACAAGGUUACGUCAUAUGGCGGUAUUCUAAGCCACGUGAUUUCGUUUGUCGCCAGUUCUGACGGGCAGUCAAUACGCGCGCCAGAUAUCAUCUUGGUUGGAAAAGACAUCUCUAUUUACCACUUUAAAGAAACUCCUGCAGACAGUAGCGAGGAAAACGCUUACCAAGUCAAGCUUUACGAGCUCUCUUGGACUGGCAGCGACGGUCAAGAAAUUUCUCGUGACCAAUUUAUUAUGGCACUGCAUCAGAUCGAGGCACUUUUGAUCAAGGCCUCCUACGAUACCCGGAUGUUACAAACAACUCUUCGUGAAGUUUCCAUGGACAUUGCAAUUAAUGACGUAACGAAUCAGUCACGUGUUACUUCGGUUGAGCAGUGUGCAUGUCCAUUAGAAUACAAGGGUUUGUCCUGUGAGUCUUGUAAACCAGGUUACUAUCGGUCACGUGUAGGACCAUACCUUGGGAAAUGUAUCAUGUGUGAUUGUCAUGGACAUUCACGUGAUAACUACUGUGAUCCUGAAACAGGAGAAUGCAAGAAUUGUCAACACAACACUGGAGGGUUUCGAUGUCAAAACUGCCUGACUGGUUUCUAUGGAAACGCUGCAAUUGGAAAACCGUCGGAUUGCAAGCCAUGUCCUUGCCCUAUGACAUCUCCACCGAACAGGUUUAGUCCCACAUGUUUCUUGGGAGAGGAUGGUCAACCGACAUGUGAUGCAUGCCCGCCAGGGUAUGGCGGCAGGAGGUGUGACAGAUGCGUUCAGCCUUAUGUUGGAAAUCCGACAGAGUCGGGUGGGAACUGCAAACUGGAAGUUGAUUGCGGAUGUGAUGUUCGCGGUAGCGUCAACAAAUCGUGUGAUCCUGUAACCAGGCAAUGCUUUUGUAAGAAACACGUGGAAGGCAGGAAAUGCGACAAGUGUAAGCGAUCCUUCUUCAACUUGCAGUCGGACGAGCCUGAGGGGUGUGUACCGUGCUUCUGCUUCGGGUUGACGAGUGAUUGUAAAUGUGCCAAUUAUUACAAAGACACGAUUCGUCUACGAGUUGCCCUUAUAGACGGUCCAAACUUCUUACGACUCUCCGACUUGUCACGUAACUCGAUUUUUAGCUCAGGUUUUCAAGUGGAGGGUGAUCCGGGACAUUAUGUUUAUGACAAGUUUGACGAGUUACCAGCAGCGACAUAUUACUGGUUCUUGGGCCAGGAAUUUAGAGGAGAUAUGAUAACAAGCUACGACGGUAUUUUGCGUUACACAGUGUCACAUGAGAUGAAGCCAGGCGGUGAGCUAACCACCGACACAGACGUUGAACUAAGGGGAAGAGGAAUUGUUGUAAUCUUCCGUCACAGGAGGCCACUCGAGGGUGGAGAGAAGAGGGCGUUCGGCCUCAAACUGUCCGAGGGGUGGCUGAGGUAUCCGGAUGGGUCUCGAGUAACCAGAGAUAUCGUGAUGACAGUGUUGUCAGCUGUGGACAGCAUUUUAGUCCGAGCGACUUACAGUACCACCACAACAAAAGCCAGCCUUUAUGCUGUUAGUCUGGAAACCGGUGUACCCCAAGAAACCAGGUUUGGAAAAGCCGAAAAGAUCGAAGAUUGCGCAUGCCCACCAGAGUACUCUGGAACAUCUUGUCAGCGUUGUGGCAGUGGAUACACACGCUCGUACGCAGGCCCCGAUUUCUCUCCUUGCAUAGCAUGCUCGUGUAAUCAACAUUCGAAAGAAUGUGAUCCAGAAAGAGGACAAUGUCGAAGAUGUGAUCACAAUACUACAGGUUCCCAGUGUGAAAGGUGUGCAGUUGGUUUUUAUGGCGAUGCCACACAAGGAACUCCUAAAGAUUGUCAGCCAUGUCCAUGUCCUCUAACUAUACCCUCAAACCAGUUCAGCCGGAUCUGUAAGGUUGAGUCGGAUGGUAAACCAACUUGCACUGCCUGCCAAACCGGUUAUUCUGGUAGGACAUGUAACAGAUGUGCAAAAGGAUACGCGGGAGAUCCAACAAAACCGGGCCAAAAGUGUGUAAAACUUCCAGCGGGAUUUAUGCCAACUGUAAAAAUCAGGCCAAUGAAAAGAAUAAAGACAGAGAGAGAAGACGCCACGUUCUAUUGCUUUGCCGGCGGAAAAGGAUUACCAAGAACCACAUGGUCUCGACAGAAUGGAAAACCGCUGUCCAGUAGGGCGGUCGUUUCUGGGAAAGUCUUACUCAUAAGGAGAGUGAGAAAGGAAGAUGAAGGAACCUAUGAGUGCACUGCUAGAAGCGUCUACGGCUUUGACACAGCUACAUCACAGUUGAUUGUAAAAGCUCUGCGUGUUGAUCCCAUCACCGUGUCAGUGUCGCCAAAAGUGCUUCGCGUUCCUUUGAACCAAACAGCUCAGUUCACGUGCAGAGCCAAGAGUACCACCGAUUACCAACUGAAAUGGACCCGUGGUAUGUAUGGCGCUCUUCCUGAAGGUGCUGAGAGUGAGAACGGUGUGCUCACGAUUAAAAACACCCGGUCUAUCCAUGGAGGGACAUACACAUGUACUGGUAAAAACGCCUUUAACGAAGACAUGGUGACCGUACAGCUAAGAGUUGGAGUAACAAGGCCCCAGGUCUUCAUAAGUCCUGCCAGCUUGAGUGUCCGAGAGGGAGAUUCGGCCCAAUUUCGUUGCUCGGCUUCUGGUUUUCCCGCACCAGUACUCCAGUGGCACGGUGGUCCUGGCGGUCGACUGCCACCAGAGGCUCAGUCUUCCAACGGGAACGGACUGCUGACGUUUGAUCCGGUGAAAAAGAUACACGAAGGAGAAUACUUCUGUACUGCCUCCAACCUGGGUGGUAUAUCCAGCACGGGAACCUUUUUGAAUGUCUCUGCUCCUGGUAGUGCACCUGUUAUCUCCGUCACACCCAUCACACUCACGGUCUUAGAAGGUGACCAGGCCUUGUUCGAGUGCACUGCAGAAGGGGACCCGACUCCAACUAUUCGCUGGUCACGUCAGAACGGUCGGCUGCCUCCGUUUUCUUCUUCAGAGAAUGGUUUACUGAGUAUUUUCCCUACAAACCUUGAGGACGGCGGUGCUUAUGUUUGCACAGCUGCUAAUGCAAUCGGAGCCGAUGGUGUCUUAGUCACUCUCACUGUCGAAAGAGACACCUCAGUACCUCCAACUGCGGUCAUAUCACCAGCAAACCAAACUGUCGACGAAGGCGCCUCGGUAUUUCUUACGUGCCAGGUCUCGGGCGAUCCUUACCCCUCCAUAGAGUGGAAAAAGGUUGGUGAUGAGUUAACAGACAAUCACGUGAUUAUCGAGGGAUUGUUGCAAAUCCAGGAAGCGACGAAAGAGGACGAAGGAAUGUAUGUGUGUAUCGCACAAAACAAGAAAGGAGUCAAGCAAGCAACAAGCAUUGUAAUUGUCAGAAGUCAGGUGAUGCCAAAGAUAGAAAUCAUGCCUGCAAAAAAGCUAACAGUGACUGGAGGGGACACUGUUGUUUUCCGUUGCGUAGUCAAGGCUGGUAAUCCACCGCCUGCGGUGGUCUGGGAAACAGAGGAGAAUAAGCCGCUAAACAGCAGUAACGAUGGCGUUUUGGUGAUUUCGCCAGCCUCGGGAGAUAGCCAGGGGAAGUACAUCUGCAAGGCAACAAACGUCAUGGGAUCCACUGAGGCUGUCGCUCUUCUUAUCGUUCAAGGUGAACCCAACAUCAUAGUUAGUCCCUCCAGUCCCGUGUCUGCAACAGCUGGUAGAACGGUGAUUCUGGAAUGUGCUGCCGCAGGUGACCCCCCUCCGUCUGUUCAAUGGAUUGCACCGGAGGAUUCUCGAUCCAAUCUUCAGCAGGUAGAAAGCAGGUCUGGCUUGUUCAAACUGAUCAUCGAGGACGCCAGGCCCAGUGAUGAGGGUACAUACACGUGCCAAGCUAGAAACUUGGUGGGGACAGCGCGGGAAAGUGUUCAGUUGAUAGUUACUGUGGCUCACGAAGCUCCAGAAGUUGCGGUGGUAUCUAUUUCUGAAACCGUCAUCGAAGGUGAAAAGGCCGAGUUCCGCUGUAAAGCUUCUGGGAUACCAACUCCGAGCAUCGCCUGGGAGAGACUGGGCUCUGAUCUACCCAACGGUGCGCUUGCUAGGAAUGGUCUGCUGACUAUUCCGUCUGCAGGCCCAGAAGACGCGGGCACAUACACUUGCAAGGCUGUCAACAGCGAAGGAGAAGAUAGUGCUAAUGUCCAGUUAGAGGUCAUAGUUCCUCCUCACGUCGAAGUUACUCCUUCCCAGCUCUCCGUGAAUCAUGGAAGUUCCUUUCGCCUCUUUUGCUUCGUUAGACCGCCACUUCCGGUCAAGUGGUCGAAAGUUAACGGAAGUAUCCCAGCCGGAAGUAAGCAAGACAAGGAAACGUUGAUUGUUGACCAGGUGGAAGUGGAACACACGGGCAAGUACCGCUGUCACGCUAGCAAUGCCGCUGGCUCUAGUGAAAAUUUUACAAGUGUCACAGUGUUUGUUGCGCCGCAAGUAGCGGUCUCCCCGGUGGCCUUGGUAGCCUCGCCUGGGUCGAAUGUUAGUUUCCAGUGCAAUGCAUCCGGCAUACCAGAGCCUGUGAUCACGUGGACAAAAGAAGGCAUGAUCCUUCCAAGAAGGCACCUGGUUGCAAACGAUGUCUUAACUCUGACAGGCCUUGUGGGAUUGGAUGAAGGACGGUACCUAUGCACGGCUACCAAUGCGGCCGGAUUUUCUCAGAAACCUGUCACACUCACAGUGGAAGAUCUUCCCAGUGUGACAAUAACUGGCGGAGCGUCUGUCAAAACUGUACCUGUCGGCGGGGCACUGACACUUGAAUGUCGUGGGACUGGAAUCCCGAAACCCGAAAUUAAGUGGUCCCGUGUUGGUAGUCCCUUGCCAGAAGGAAUAGUUGUCGAAGGUGGAGUUCUGGUUAUCACCAACGCCCAGCAUUCCCAUGGCGGAGCGUAUGCUUGCGAUGCGACCAACAGAGUAGGCUCUGUGCAAUCACAGGUUGCUAUCUUCGUACAAGAGGCUCCCAAAGUCACAGUUACACCACAAAAAUCCCGUGUGAAGAUAGGUGAGCCUGCAGAAUUAACAUGCAUCGCCAGCGGUUCGCCUUCACCACAACUGACUUGGCGUAAAUUGAACGGUUCACUUCCUGUCAAUAGCACUGUACGUGUUGGAGUACUUAGGAUAGCUAACGUGACCCAAGAGGAUGCUGGUAUUUAUUUCUGCGAAGUUUCAAAUGUCGAAGGAACAGCAGAAGGAAACGGAACUUUAGAAAUUAAAGUAACAGUACCAAAGUUCACUCAGCAGCCGCUGUCCUAUCUAAGCCUGCCAACAUUGACUAAGGAGCCCCUUAAUUUCACUGUCGAGAUCGUGUUCGCACCAGAACUGGCAAAUGGCCUCAUAUUAUACAACGAUCAGCUCACCAAAGGAUCCGUGGGAGAUUUUAUAUCGUUUGGAAUGUCAGAUGGAUUUGCCGAGUUUAGAUUUAACCUCGGCUUCGAGCCUGCAAUCAUCAGAAGCCAGCAGCCACUGCGUCGGUUCGAGUGGCACACUGUUAUUCUAUCUCGUGACGAAAAAGUGGGAAAUCUGACCGUUGAUAGCAAGCCACCUGUGACAGGAACUUCUAAGGGGGGUAGUACUGGGCUGAACUUGAACCAAAAUUUGUUCGUGGGAGGAGUCCCUGACUUUUCUUCCAUAAGUUCUUCGUCAGGUUUCGAAUCAGGGUUCGUUGGCUGUUUGAGCUACUUGGUUAUUGAUGGCAAAGUGGCUGAGCUGGGUGAUCCCGUUAACCGAGUGGGCCUGGAAGAUUGUGACGUUUGUGCAACUAGGCCUUGUAAGAACGGUGGUUCCUGCAGGGAAGUCAGUGGAGCCUGGGGCUUUGUCUGUAUUUGCAGGCCUGGCUACUCGGGAAGAACUUGUCAAGGUGCUGGUCAGCGAUGUUCUCCGGGAGUUUGCAAUGAAGGGCGUUGCGAGAAUGUUGGUGAAGACGGUUUUAAAUGUAUAUGCCCUGCAGGCUAUUCUGGAGAAAGGUGUGAAGAAGGAACUCUCAUAGACACGCCCAUGUUCGAGGGUAAUUCCUUCAUGUCAUUCCCCGGUAUCGAAGGCGCUGUUCAACAAUUAAAACUCGCCGUUAGAUUUAUGGUUCAAAGGUCAGGCAACAUGCUCCUGCUGUACAAUGGUCAGCGAAGUUACCCUAGACGAGGAGACUUUAUCUCGCUAGCUAUUAUUGGCGGUAAAGUGGUGUUUAUGUUUAAUCUAGGGAGCGGCCCUGGUAUUGUGCGAAGCUCCAGAAACAUCACCGUAGGAAUGUGGCACACUGUUUUAGUGGAACGUGUUCUUGACUGGAGCUCGCUUACAUUCGAUAGCGAUCCACCUGUCUCAGACUACUCGCCGUGCUGCUUAAAAGGAUUGAACCUCGCUUUAGACUUGUUCAUAGGCGGCGUGGAAAACUUCACAGCGAUAGAUACUCGCAAAGUUGGCGUUGACACUGGACUGGUCGGCUGUAUAUCUGCCGUGUCUGUAGACGACAGAGAGAUUAACUUGAUCAAGUCUAACCUCAAAUUGCGUGACAUCAAACAGUGUACAGAAUGCCUGUUACCUUGUGAAAUAAAACCGUGUCUAAACAAUGCCACUUGCAUACCGAUAGGGAAAACCGCUUAUGUUUGUUCUUGCGCACAAGGGUACACAGGACGACAUUGCGAGUUCACUAUGGUCGGACCGGAAAAGAACAAGACUUGUCUGAAUAGUGGAAUAGCUUUCCCUAGCUCUGAUAGGAUAUGUGCGUGCCGGUUAGGAUAUAGAGGAGAGCGUUGCGAGAGUUUUGUUCAACUUGGCAACAGCGCUUCCUUCAGUGGAGAUGGUUACUUACAGUUCCCAGGAACUCUGAUGCGAGGGCCAAGGGUAGUAAAGCCAGAUUAUAUGUCACUCGAAAUAAAAACCGACGCACCAAAUGGAGUAAUUUUAUGGCAAGGCCAGAGAAGAGACUACUUCGCAAUCGGUUUAAGAGAGGGAUUCUUGGAGUUCAGAUUUGAGCUGGGCUCGGGUCCCGCUGUUCUCCUCUCCUCGUUACCAGUCAACGACGGUCAGUGGCAUACUGUUGAAGUGUUCAGGAGUUACAAAGAAGGUUCUCUCAAGGUGGAUGAUACAGAGCCUGUUAACGGCACAUCAGCUGACGGAAGCCUCGGAUUGAACGUGAAGGGACCCAUACUUAUAGGAGGAGGCGACAACAUUGUGGAAAUGACUUACAGAAAGUUUGAUACUGGUUUUACCGGCUGUGUAAGAAGAAUUUACUUCAAGAGCAGAAGAAUUAAUCUCCAAGCUGAUGCAAGUCUUGGUUGGAACGUGCUCCCGUGUGACAUCAAGAUCGCAGAAACAUGACGUGGUAUUGAAAAAAAUUAAAAAACACGCUGUCUGGUUGGAUGUGCGAUGUGCAACUGAGUCAAUCGUGUUUGGAGACAUCAUUGCUUUGAAGAGAGCCGAUAAAUUGGUUCGUGAGAAACGAUGAGUAAAACGUUUGUAUGUCUGCACGCAUCUGAACUUCCAAGUUACGGGAACAAGUCGUAAUUAUCACACUUAUCACUGCAACGUCUUCAAUCUCUUGUACUGGCUACUCAUAAGAAAACAUUUUACCGUUUUGCCACAACAGUUUGCGAUGUAUUUCCGAUGUCUAUCCUCCAAUCAACAAGUAAACCGCUUGGAAAGUCGUGACGUCACUUUGUAUAAGGUUACGUCACUGGGUCAGGAUACCUCAUGUAACACAUAUCCCGACAACCUGCUGUGUUAACGACGAGGAGUACACAUGGUUAUUUGAUUCAAACUGCUGAGCCAAUUUGGUGAUGGGCUGUCAAUCUGAACCUUCCAACUUCGUCGAAUGCCCUGGUCGCUGAAUAACGCUAAUCUGGAAUCAGAAGAGGCCAUGUUUACUACAGUUAGAACUGCGAGUCAAAGUCAAACCCGCCUAACAUCUAGAGACAAAUGUAUGAAACUAUUACUGAUCGUUAUUGAUAACUGGGUAACUUUCACCGGUGCUUACCAUAAAACCAGUAGCCUACGUGGUCGGGGUUUAAAGUGGAGGGAGAGGGGGAAACUAGCGUGAGGCGCGAUCGGGGGAGGUCGGGGGAGGGACAGGGAAAGUUUCUGUCCCUUCACCACGGUCGCGCUUUGCGCUUCUAGUUUUCCCCACUUCCCCCCAAAAAAAUAGAACAGCAUCUUCCGGCAAUUAUUUAUGGACUUCGUUUUUAGGUGUUCCUUUAAUUCCGGUUGGUAUCUAAGCAUCGGAAAAUUCAGUAUCAUUUGUUUAUCCCCAUGCCCCCCUCUCCUCACAAAAAACGAUAGCCGGCAACUGAGUUAGAAAUGGUAAGCACCAUCUCUUUCGGUUAUGUAUUUUGCUGAUUUCGAAAAACGGUAACCAUAUCGUAUAAACCAAUCAUUUUCAGCGCUAAGCACGUAACUUAAUCCCGUGAAUAAAGCUUAAUUUAGGCAGUAUUCCUACAUACGAAAUGUUUUGUUGCCGAAGAUUAGAUGUAACUGAAUCGUAUAUUCUUAUCCAUUCCCGAGUAAUUUCCUUGUGGAUUUGAGUUUCAGAGCACGCAAGUAGGUAAACACGACCAGUCCAUUUAAUUAACUACUUCGCGUGAAGCCAUAUAGCGUAAUAUAACAGGACAUGUUAAUGUUUAUUUGUCUUCUAGGAAGAUAUCAGUUUAUAUUCUGCUGACUUUGUCGGACUGCUUAUUCUGUAAAAAGCAAAGUGUUGCCUUUCAUAUUUAUAUUGGCUUCUUCGUUAACAGAAAAGUCUAACUAUGUAAUUUGCUAAGUUUAUUUUGUGUUCGAUAACUUGUACACAUUAUAGUCUCGAUAUGAGACAUCGAAGUAUAUGUAACGCAAGAAAACCUCUCGGAAAGUGACCGAUCUACGCAGUAGUCAUAUUUUAGUAACUGGCUCGUGAUUUUGCCAGAAAUAAAAGCCAAAUGUACCUUUAAGCAUGUGAAAA